Penicillium canescens is the source of this 1503-nucleotide messenger RNA. RefSeq lists its product as uncharacterized. The record is from RefSeq and is a predicted model, not a curated record. The transcript has a single exon. The coding region runs from base 1 to 1503 and encodes 500 amino acids. NCBI's taxonomy places the organism in Eukaryota, Fungi, Ascomycota, Eurotiomycetes, Eurotiales, Aspergillaceae.
AUGCCUUCUGCCAGGUUAAUCAAGUCUGAUCCUUUGGGCGUCGUGGAUACUCGACUCACUGACUCUCACCUGUUUUCACCUUCGUUUACCUCCACUGCAGAUACUCGAGUCACCUCUGACUCUCGUGAUCUGUUUGCAUCCUCUCUUGUACCCGUCACUUCCAAUACCCCAGUCACAACUGGCUCCCAUCUGAAUCUCUUUUCACCAUCCUUUGCUACUUUCACUGCUUUCGGGCUCGAUGGACCAGCUGACACGAUGAUGACCAAAAAGCCAAGUCUGAAGCAAGAGCAUGGGUUCAGAGGACUUCAGGAAGCCUCGCUUGGCUUAAAUGCCAGACGAUACUUUCCUCGAUUGGUUCUGGAUGCAGCUACAGACAAGUACAUCCUCGACAACGUUGGUGAACCAGCGAACCCCCAACGGACCUCUACACCAAACAGUGAAAACGACAGCAACGAAGAACCCGUGGUGCCUCAUGCCACCGAGUACUUACACCUGAAUGAUAUGCCGAAUACCGAGGAGUUUAACUACGACUGCUUUCAAGAUUCGCCCGAGGCAGACUCGCCCAAGGGACACUCUGUCUUUGGUGGACGUGAUAGUAGUCAAUCGCCAACACCUACAAAAGUGCGUCUUUUGAGCGAUCAGCAACAAUUACUCAAGCCUCCCAUCGCUGCUCUAGCAAACCAUCACCCAGCCCCAAAUGUCAGCUCUCUCAAGAAAUCUGGCAACCCUGGCUCGGCGCCGCGAUCCGUUCGUUUUUCUCCUGCUAGUUCUCCGAUCCCGCCUUCACCAGCACAACGCCCGCUGCCCUCGGUUGAACGAAAGCAGGACCAUCUCGCAUCCUCUCGGCAGAAGCAACAUGGUAGGUGGAAGGUUAUCCGUCGUGCAACCCCUCAUCGAGUCUCUCCGCCACACAGCCCCAUGAAUAUGGCCUCGGCCCAGGCAUCCCGGACCCGGGAUCAGCCUGGCAUGCGUCCUCCGUUCCAUUCAAGUCUACCAAAUGCAACAUUUAAUGACUAUUCGGGAAACGCAGCAGGCACUCUCAUCGCUGAUGAGCCAAAGAGCACAGGAAAAACUAAGAAAAAGGUCCCUCGUUCUAUGGCGUUCUUAAUUGCAAUUUACAGACCUCGAGAACAACCGGCUAGCUCUCCCCGGAAGGACCUAAAGUAUGUGAUUGCCACCAUCGUGUCCCAAGCGACUCUAUCGGAGGGCAAGAUGCCUCGCUUUGCACCUGAACUUGAACAACUUGCCUUUCAGCCGCCCCUUGAUGAAGUCCUUUGCCAGUUCUGCAUCAUCCUUCCCGCGAUUUUGAUCAUCAUGCCUGUGGGUGUCUUCUUCUAUGCCCUCCAACUUCUGGAAAAUACUCGCAUCGGUGCUGCAAUCAUCUACUUUGUCAAGCUUCUGUUUUCAACGUUUGUCUCUGUCGUCAUUCGAGCAAUGGCCAAACGUGGACUGAGACUCAUUACCGGUGGUGGUGUGAGGUUUGUACCCAACAACUCCAACUGA